AUGAGGAUAGACUGGGAAGGAUGGGAAGGGGAGACAGCCUCUGUGGAGCAGAGGCUAGCCAACUGUGGCCCCUUCUGCUGCUCACGCCGUGGGGCCUGCCUCUCGGCCUCCCUGCUGCUACUAAUGGCCAUGCUUGCUGCCUUGCUUGUCGUGGCCACCAUCCUCGGACGUCCACCCCACGGACCAGAGACCCAGUCCUGUGUGACACUGACCAACAGGACGGGCUUCUUAUGCCAUGACCGAAGGCACUGCAUCCCGGCCCACGGGGUGUGUGACGGCGUUCGCACCUGUCCCCACGGUGAGGAUGAGGAUGAAAGCUUGUGCCGAGAUGUGCCCCAGAGCCUCCCCAGCUUCCUCCUGGCCCACUGUGGAGACUCAGCCUCCUGGAUCUACUCGGACCAGAGAUGUGAUGGCAUUAACAACUGUGGGGACUGCUCAGACGAACUGAGCCCAGUAACCGCGUGCCCGCCGUGUGGCCCCGGCUGGUGGCGCUGCACUCCGAUCGUCUUCAAGUACUGCAGCUGUAUCCCCAGGGUUCUGUGCCGGGACCAUGUGCAGCACUGCUCUGAUUGGUCAGACGAGUACGCCUGUUCUGGACCCUGAGAGAGCCUCCCUCCGCAUCGCAGCGUGGAAGCUGGCACCAGGAACCUUUCACCAGAGCAUCAAACCCUAGACCACAAGGGCAGGAAGGAGCCUUUGACGUCAUCCAGUGACAUCUCCCCAUUGUCUCUAAACAGGAAUUAGCUUUCUCGUUUCUAGUGUCUCAGCCUCUACUUCAGCACCUCCGCUAACAAGGAGCUCACUGUCGUGUUAGACAGCUUCUAGCAAUGAGGUGAGUCUGCCGCCAUCAUUUUAUGCUCCUUGGCCUGAAGGUCCCAGUCUUAUCACCGUUUGGCGAGACAGACAAAUAAAUGUGUGACUUAAAUGUCAAGCAGAGGCAUUUAGCUCCCAUGGAUAGAAAAGGAAGCACACACAUUUACCAUCCAUUUGGUGCCUGAGACAGAACUGCUGAGCUCCAAGGCCACUGUAGCAUGUUGUUCAACUCACCAGCAGCCCCCAGCUGACCACGUGGGACUGUUCAUGGUAUUCCUCUAGCUCCCCAGUUUCCUGGAGGCUUGUGACUGUAGAAUGGGGGGCCUGGAGAGAAGAUCCGUGCCUUCAGCCUUGGCCCCGCUGCACCCCACACUCACCUGCGGGUUUAUAUUUUGGUCCUGAAGCCAGAGUGAGCCAUCCCCCUGCAUUCCUUCUAGCUUCAUAGUGCCUAGGCAGGCAAGGAUGGAUGUACUCAUUAGACAGAUAAGGAAAUUGAGGCCCAGGGAAUGACUUGCCCAGGAUUGACGCUGGAACUGGGACUUAAAGUCAGUCUGUGGAGCUCUAACCUUAGCGCCUUUCUCACACAUUGGCGGGGGGUGGGGGGCCUGUGUACAGGGGAUGGGUAUUAAAGAGGUAGCUUGACUGGGCGG
Molecule: messenger RNA, 1463 nt
Organism: Myodes glareolus (Bank vole)
Lineage: Eukaryota; Metazoa; Chordata; Mammalia; Rodentia; Cricetidae
Source: RefSeq, a predicted model, not a curated record